Messenger RNA from Verruconis gallopava, 1161 nucleotides. RefSeq lists its product as uncharacterized. Gene Ontology annotation, biological process: canonical NF-kappaB signal transduction. The record is from RefSeq and is a predicted model, not a curated record. The coding region runs from base 67 to 1080 and encodes 337 amino acids. The transcript has a single exon. Lineage: Eukaryota; Fungi; Ascomycota; Dothideomycetes; Venturiales; Sympoventuriaceae.
CAUGGAUUACCCUAUAGUACGACCUUCACUCUUUUUCAAUCAUCUUUGCUUAUUUUCUCAGCUAGAAUGAGCACGGAUAAUAUAUCAGCUGGACUGCACAACCAAACCCGCAGUACGAAGUUCAAGUUUAAAUCGAAAGCGAAAAGAUCGCGACAAAAUGGAGAUGAAGAUGACCUACGUCGCGGGACAAAGCAACGACGACAUGAGGAGGAUAAAGAGUCACGUAGAUCUCGUAGACAUAAAACAAAGGAAAGGAAAUUGCAUGAGCCGUUAAGCGAUGAUCAAUCGGCCUACGACGACACAUUUACGAACAACGCGAGUUCCAGCAAUUACAUCGAUCCUGAAGAGGCAUUUCGAGAAUCGCUAUUUGACGCUAUGGCCGAUGAUGAAGGUGCAGCAUUUUGGGAAGGAGUCUACGGCCAGCCCAUCCAUAUCUAUCCAAACACAAAGCAGGGCCCAGAGGGCAAGCUUGAGCAGAUGACUGACGAGGAGUACGCUGAGUACGUAAGAGAGAGAAUGUGGGAGAAAACUCAUCAACAUGUACUUGAAGAGCGUGCUAAGCGAGAGGAGGCACGUAAGCGGAGAAAGGCUGAGGAAGACCGGUUCUGGGAGAAUGAGGAGAGAGCUGAACAAGCACGGAAAGAACGACGUGCAUUUGAGAAAGAAAUAGACGCUAGUCUUCGUAGAGGCGAAGAAAGAAAGGCUCAGAAGCGGUGGCAGGAUGCAUGGCAGCGCUAUGUUACUGGCUGGGAAAGCUUCAAGAAUAUACUUGAAAUAAAGAGUAAAGAAGAAGGCUCGUUAGCUGAUAAAAGUUCACGAGGCAUCAUCCCCUGGCCAGUGGAGAGUGGGAAAUGGAAACAUGUUGAGAAAACAGAAGUGGAGGAUUUCUUCCAGAAGGCAGUGCCCAAAGAGGAGGAUCUCAUGGGCGUCCUGAAAGUUGAACGUGUGCGAUGGCAUCCAGACAAGAUGCAGCAACGUUUUGGUGCAAACAAGCUGGACGAGGAGACUUCGAGGGCGGUAACAGCGGUUUUUCAAGUAGUGGAUCAAAUGUGGGGUGAUUUAAGAGCACGACAAGCAUGAGGUUAUGACCUUGGAACGAUUAUUCAUUUGCCGCAUUAUACCCCAUAGAGCAUUCAGCGAUAUUAGUCAAAUGAAAGAGAC